Molecule: messenger RNA, 1288 nt
Organism: Nymphaea colorata (pocket water lily)
Lineage: Eukaryota; Viridiplantae; Streptophyta; Magnoliopsida; Nymphaeales; Nymphaeaceae
Exons: 5
Coding region: 297-1145 (282 amino acids)
Source: RefSeq, a predicted model, not a curated record
CGCGGGAACGGAGGAGCUAACUCUACGGAGGUCUGGAUUUUCUAAUUUCUCCAAAGGCCGGAUGGGUCUCUGUGUUCUUGGCCUCUGUACGUCAACCUUCAAAGUUUUACCAACUUGUCUGCGGCCAGACCUGUCCUUAUGUUCGUUAGCACAAUUGGCUGCUCCGGACGACGCGCUUGACUCUUGCGUGCUUCUCCAACGAACCCCUGCCACCAAUUCUCUCCCCUUCCCCCUCCAUAUGAAGUCUCCCUCUUCCCCAUGAAUUUUCUUCUUAGUCUCUCAUCGUCGUGAUCAUCAUGUUCUUAGCUUCUCCGGUGAUGGCGGACUCCUCUCCUAUGUCUCACUUAUUGUCGCAUUAUUCUUCGCUAUCGUUUUCCUUCUCGACGUCCGCCCGUAUCAGGGAGUCCUCUGCAGCUUGUAUUCGGGCGGUGUUUCAGUCAUCAUCAUCAUCUUCUUUUUCUUCCCUGAUCGCCACGACCGCCUUCCAUAGAUCCUCCCUUACCUUGUCUUCUUCAUCGGAUCAUCGUCGGAGAAGAAGGAGAGCACGACUAACAAUGGUUCGGGGGAGCGCCAGAGAUGACGACGAGGGCGAGCCUUUUGUUGGGGACGAUCAAUUCGGCCUCUACCCUUGGGAUCCUUCCUUGUCCGACAAUAGCGGUAUUCAAUGGGUGCAGGAUGACAGGGUUACACUUUUUACAACUGAUGGGCUUGUGCAAAUUGGAGGCUCCCUUGUCCCAAAAAGGGUCCUGUCAUAUGACAAAAAUGGAAGAAAGCGAGCAACUCAGAGGCUCCAGCGAUUUCAGGAGAGUGACUACAUGGAUCCAGAGCAGAAACUCUGUCUAGGGGCACUUUUUGAUAUUGCUGCAACAAAUGGGCUGGACAUGGGCAGAAAAUUGUGCAUAUUUGGCUUUUGCCGCUCCAUUGAGAUGCUCAGUGAUGUUGUAGAGGAUGCAGUAUUAGAGCAUGGUGGGGAGGUGGUGGUUGCAGAGAAAUCCAGCUCUGGCGGCCUGCAGGAGAGGCUUACGAUGACUGUAGCAGUUCCACUCUUGUGGGGUGUUCCUCCUGCUUCUGAUAGGCUCCACGUUGCUGUUCGAAGUGGUGGUGGCAUUGUUGAAAAGGUCUACUGGCAGUGGGACUUUCUAUAGCCAAUCUUCCCCACUCCCCUUGUAUAUGAAUGUAAUUUCUGUACAAUUAUUUAUUCUCUGUGGUCAUUCAUCCUCUGUAUAUAACCCUCAUGAUCUACGUUCAGGCUCUAUUUUGCCUUGUAAUAUUUAGCAGCCCUUAUGUA